Molecule: messenger RNA, 1871 nt
Organism: Strongylocentrotus purpuratus (purple sea urchin)
Lineage: Eukaryota; Metazoa; Echinodermata; Echinoidea; Camarodonta; Strongylocentrotidae
Exons: 4
Coding region: 110-1450 (446 amino acids)
Cellular component (GO): cytoplasm
Molecular function (GO): protein binding
Source: RefSeq, a predicted model, not a curated record
GUGAAAGUCAGUAACCCCUCGUAGGAGGGAAAAUGCUGACUUUAAUAAAUGAUGAUGAUAGAUGAUAAACCCAAACUCCAUUAAUUAACAGAUAAUCUACAUGUAGAAGAUGACCACGUGUCUGUACUUUAAUCAAAUCUGUUCAAGAGAUUGUUAUGUUAACUGUAGUACUGUACAGUUUUUUUUUUUUCUUAUUUCAAUCAGUUUACCCAGCAUCCGAGGGCCUAAUGAACAGCAUGACCAUCCUGCUCUAGCUGCAGCUAUUGCUAUAUCAGAGCAGAAAGAGAGCAGAAUUCAAGACAUUGACAUCACCUCACUCAACCUCAGUGACAGAACAAACAACUUGUUUUUGAAUACUCUACUGAAAGGUAGACAAGCUGCGACAAAAGACAUUGUGAAGAAACACAGGAGUGUAGCAUCUAAAGAGCACCGAGAACUGAGGAUCCUGAUGAAUUCAAGGGUUACUGGACAAGAGAUCAAAGCCUUCUUCAAGAAAAGUAAGCAGCUCCAAUCUGCCAAUAUACACGUCCGCAGCAAACGGCUCAGGAUAGACCAGUGUGGUACAGAUCUUGUGGAGAGGGUCUUGGAUUUGAUUGAAAAAGAGAGAACAACAGAGCUUAAUUUGAGCUACAAUAGCCUUAGAAAUGAGGGUCUCAAAAGGAUCUUGGACCUUAUUCAACAGUUCCCAGCACUCACCACAUUGUGUCUUAGGUAUAACACCCUGAACUUUACGAAUGAACAUGGUGACUCAGCAGUCAAGGAGCUAGCGUCUACUCUCCGUCGUCUUCCCCACCUCAGAUACCUCAAUUUAUCUGCAAAUCGUAUAACCCGGAAAUUAGCAGAAAUACUUAGCCCCAUGGAGCAGUCAUUGUCCCUCCUUGAUGCAACCUGCUGUAUGCUUUCUAAAGAGGACAUUGAGUAUCUCUCUGGAUCUCAUCAUACCCGAGGCCUGCAGCAUCUGCGCUUGAGAGAUAACUAUGACUUUGGGCGCAACUGGGAAGCAGCGGAGAGACUUAUCAGGAAUGUAGCUAACAACUUGGUAGAGCUUGAUCUAGAACACUGCAACCUGAGCCGAAUUCAAGGUGUCGCUGCUCGACUGGCUGUUCUAGCACCAAGAUUCAAGUGCUUGAGGUCUCUGGAGAUACAACACAACUUUUUGACAGCUAGGGAUCAGAUUAAUGUUGUUGUGGAAUUUGGGAAAUGUCCUACGAUGGACGUGCUCAGAUUGUCUUUCCCUAUAAAGGAAGAGGAUGUAUUUCUGCUUGAAGAUGAUGACGAAGGCAGAACUGAUCGAGAAUGGUUCGAGAAUGUUUGUAAGAAAAGAAAAGCUGAAGCUCAGCACCAUCAUCCUGGUGGUAAUACAUGUAAAUGUAAACUUUUAAUUGUCUAUGUAUAUCAAGAAGACUUGGUGUUCCAUUCAGCUGAAGACCAAUUUGUAUUUUCAAUUUGAUUAUACAAUAUAUGUAUAUUGUUGAACUUCCACCAGAGGGUUCUGUGCAUUCUGAAAUAUCUGCAAUUUCAUAAAGACAUGGUAAUAGCAGGGGGACGUUUCACAAAACUUGUCAUCAGCGACAAAUGACAGUUUGUGUUAUAAGCUACUGAAAUCCUUGCUUCUGAUUGGUUAUCAGCAGAUUUGUCACUGAUUUUUGUCAUUGAAAAAAGGCUUUGUGAAACGCCCCCCAAGGAGUGUCAGGAGAGGAUUUGGAAUUCAUAAGAAGGUACUCCGGAAGUACUCCAGAAGAACCAGAAUCACUAAUCAACAUAUUUUGGUAGUUAUCAGAGGGUCAAGUGAUUUGCCAUAUUAUAGGUCAAUUUUAUUUUAACCCUAUUUAGCCCGGGCUAUUUUGAAACUGCAUAGCCCGGGGGGGGGG